Molecule: messenger RNA, 1634 nt
Organism: Ceraceosorus guamensis
Lineage: Eukaryota; Fungi; Basidiomycota; Exobasidiomycetes; Ceraceosorales; Ceraceosoraceae
Exons: 2
Coding region: 370-1410 (346 amino acids)
Biological process (GO): DNA replication; DNA damage response
Cellular component (GO): nucleus
Molecular function (GO): double-stranded DNA binding
Source: RefSeq, a predicted model, not a curated record
CAGGCACGCUGCAUCGUGCAUUGGUCACGCGAUCAUGCAGUCAUCCAUGUUAUGCGGGCCUGCGCGGCGGGUGGUCACGUGAGCCGUUCACGUCCACGGUCGCGAUCUCGAUUCCGCGCGCUCCAUCUCCAACACUUGGACCACGGCGGCGCGCGAGAACAUCGGUUGUCCCAGCUUACAGCAUCCAUCCGUCCAGUCUUUUGGGCUCUUGUACUCCUUCUACAUCGUGCACACAGCGCCAAGGCAUCUCACUCGCCGGCUCGCUCGCCUCAUCGCUCCAUUGGCGGACUUUCUAACAGCCUCACCGCCGACCCUGUGCCCUGGCUGCUCGCUGCUCCACCUCGCCACGCGCCAUCCCCACAUCUCAGCAUGCCUCGAGCAGAAGCAGGCAGCAUCAAAGCCGUAUCGAACAGCAUCAAAGCCAAAGGACUGACCAAGCUACGUUUCUACUGUCAAAUCUGCUCCAAAGCUUGCAGAGAUGAGAAUGGCUACAAGAAUCACAUCGAGAGCGAGAGCCAUCUGAGACAGAUUGCGGCGAUUGGAGGAGGAAGCAAUGCGGCAAAGACCAUCGAUCGAUUCUCGGAUCAAUUUCAAAAGGAGUUUGUGGCGCUGCUCAGUAGGAGGUUCGGCACGCGCAGAGUUCGAGCGAAUCAAGUGUAUCAGGAGUACAUUCAAGAGCGACACCAUCUUCACAUGAACGCGACGCAGUGGCAAUCUUUGUCGCAGUUUGUAAAGCAUCUGGGAAGGGAAGGCAUUGUGAGAGCGGAAGAAAACGAGAAGGGUUGGUGGAUAGAGUGGGUGGAUAAUUCGCCGGCUGCGUUGGCUAGACAGGAUGCCCUGCUGAAAAUGAACAGGGCCAAGGUGGAUGAGGAGACGAGGGAGAGGAAAUUUUUAAAGGAGCAAAUCGAGAGGGCUAAAGCGGGUGGUGGAGGUGGAGAAGAGGCGAAAGAUGCGGAGCAGAAGGAACAGCGACCCGAAAUCGGCAGACUGGAGCUGCAAAGAGAUGGAAAUGCUCCCAUCAAGAUUGGCAUCGGUCUGAAAGCCAAGGUGGCGGAAGGAGAGGCAGACCGUAAGCCCGAUGCACCGAGCGCUAACCACCCGGUCGACAAUGGCUCUAGUUCCAAUGCGCCAGCAGGCACAUCGACCAGCUCCACGUCGGCUGCCAAGCCAUUCAAGCUAGGCCUCAUUUCCAACCCUCUCAAGAAUGGCGGCGGCGGCGCAAGCAGUCGAUCAAACGUUUUCAAGAGCGCGAGCACGAGCGGGGCGACUGUGACUGCGCAGACGAAGGGAUCGGGACAUGCGAGACCCGCGCUGACUGCUGCGGAGAGGAUCAUGGCUGAGGAGGAGGAGAGAAAGAGGAAGAAACAGGGCAUGGGACCUCAACCUUCUGCCAAGAGGAUGAGAAUGUGAAAAAGAGAGAGCGAAAGGGGCGAGAGGUGGGGGAUCGCGGGUGCGGUGCGGUGCGGUGCGAUGGAUGAGCUACUGAUUUGGUGUGUGCGCAUGCGGGCCCUUCUACAUGUGUUUGGAUUCCGAUCGUCGAGCCGAUGCGUCCUGCUCCUUUUCUCCCUCUCCCUCUCCCUCUCCCUCUCCCUCUCUCUCUCUCCCUCUCUCCCUCUCUCUCUCUCUCUCUCUCU